AUGGGAUUUGAGAUCGUAGAGUUGCAGCAAGACGGAAUUAAACUCACAGAUGUCAAUACCGGAGAGGAACCGAUUGCUCUAUUGAUAGAUGCCGAUAUAGCUGGAAAAUUGUUAACAGGUAAACGCAAGGAACUUAAAUGUGGAGCUGUAGCGUUAGAAACAUUACUCGGAUGGACAUUAAUUGGAAGAAUAGAUAUCCAGCCGAAACAAAAAGAGAACACGACGCUUUUACUCGUAUCUAUGUUUACUCAAGAAAAGAACAUUGCUGAUUUAUGGAAACUGGAUACGCUAGGAAUUACAGAUCCUGUUGAACAAAAAACAAAAGACGCCCAUCAAGAAUAUGUGAAAGAGAACUUUCGGCAAACUAUUAAGGCCAAUACAGACGGCAGAUACGAGGUAUUGCUCCCAUGGAAAGAAGAUCACCCGUCGCUGGUUAACAACAAGAAUUUAGCGAUAAAACGACUCGAAUCUACUACCAAGAAACUUAAAGCUCAAGAACUAUACAAUGCAUAUCAAGAAGUAUUCGACGAUUGGUUAUUAGAGGGCAUCAUUGAAAAAGUUCCAGACGAAGAAAUAGACAAGGAUGCUUAUUACCUACCGCAUAGAGGCGUCAUCAAAGAGUCCAGCACCACGAAGAUAAGACCUGUGUUCGAUGCAUCUGCUAUUGGAGAAAAUUUGCAUUCACUAAAUCAUUGCUUGGAAACAGGUCCUAAUUUAAUUGAGCUAAUUCCGAGAAUUUUAUUACGUUUCAGAAGACGUAAGGUUGGAGUAACGGCAGACAUUCGGAAGGCCUUUCUGCAAAUAAGUGUUUCUCCAGAUAAUAGAGAUGUACUACGCUUCCUUUGGUGGAAGAAAACUCAGCCGGACAAAAUAGAAGAGGGAGAGUAUAUAGAGUAUCAUUUGGAGAGGAUAUUCGAACAAAUCGAGACACAAGAAGAAAAGGAUAUUGUUCGUCACUUAAAGAAGGCCUUCUACGUAGACAAUUGCGUUACCAGUGUUAAUUCAAGAAGUGAAGCCAUAGUUUUUGAGACGACUGCAAGGCAAUUCAUGGCAAAAGCUCAAAAAGUAUUCAAUCCCAUUGGUGUAUCUUCCCCAAUAUCUCUGAAGCCUAAGCUAUUAUUACAAAAACUUUGGUCACGUAAAAUUGGUUGGGACAACGAAGUACCAGAAGAUAUAAGGUCCGAGUUCAACAAGUGGCAACAACAACUCGAAUGGUUAAAAGAAUUGUGUAUUCCACGAUGGGCAUUUGCUCAUCCUAGCAAAGUCACGAGUGGCACCAAUAGUAAAGAUGACAAUCCCACGUUUGGAAUUACUUGCGCUACAAUAGGAGCUCGCUUAUGGCAUUCUAUAAAAGAUGCAGAAGAUUUUGAAGAGGUGGAAGUUCUCUUUUGGUCUGAUUCAGCUACAGUUUUAGCGUGGAUACAAAAUAACAGACCGUGGAACACUUUUAUAGAAAAUAGAGUGAAAGAGAUACGCUCGUCAACUGACCCAGGUCAAUGGCGUCAUAUACCUGGUUCGUUGAACCCCGCUGAUCUUCCAUCAAGAGGAUGUGAAGCUAAACAAUUGGUGGAAUCAAGAUGGUGGGAAGGCCCCACAUGGCUCAAGUUGUCUGCAGAUCAAUGGCCUUCUUCUAAAUACAGCGAGAACGAAGCGGAAAUUGUCAGCGAAAUUAAGAAAUUUACGUGCCAAAAUAGAAAAAAAGUUUCAUCAGACAACAUUUCAGAAAUUAACGCGCACAUAUCCAUCCAUCAAGAAGAAGCAAGAUGGUAUAUGAAGAGACAAUCUAGAUACUUAAGAAUAAUACGGACUAUCGCUUGGAUCCGUCGGUUUAUAACCAAUUCUCGAACUCAGCAAACAUCAAGAUUUACAGGAGAAUUGUCUACGAAAGAGUUUAUCGAUGCGGAGCUUACAGUCCUCAAGUUAACUCAAGAAGAAUCUUUCAAUAGGGUGAAUGAAUCACGACUUAACACUUUAGAUACAUACUAUGAUGAAAGAGGAUUACUGCGUCUAAAGUCAGCUGUUGUCAACCAAGUCGACGAGUAUAAUUUUAAAUACCCUAUUAUAUUGGAUCCAAAGCAUCCUAUGGUCAAGAAGCUAAUUGAGUAUACACAUCAACAACUUAAACAUGCAGUAACUCAAGUUGUGAUGAACAAUCUGAGAGAAACAUUUUGGAUACUCACAUGCAGAGCGGCUGUACGGUCUGUAAUAAAUAGUUGUUGGAUGUGCAGACGUUAUAAAGUCAAGAGAGCAGAAACCAUUCCCGGCUGUUUACCAAAGGAACGCGUAAAAGAAGCUAACGUUUUUGAAGUCUUAGGCAUUGACUACAUUGGACCUUUAUUUCUGAAGAAAGGAUAA
Solenopsis invicta (red fire ant) is the source of this 2355-nucleotide messenger RNA. RefSeq lists its product as uncharacterized. The transcript is spliced from 5 exons. Lineage: Eukaryota; Metazoa; Arthropoda; Insecta; Hymenoptera; Formicidae. The record is from RefSeq and is a predicted model, not a curated record. The coding region runs from base 1 to 2355 and encodes 784 amino acids.